UUUUGGUGCCAUGUCGCAAUAAUAUCUUGAGAAAUUAUAUUUCAAUAAAGGAAAUUUAAGUGAUGGUUGAAUAUUGUGUGGCGGAACGAUACAAUGUAUGCGUUACAAACUUCGCCAUUGGUGGAGUAAUCAGUUGAUGUUUGAUAUUGUCGAUUGAUGAUCGGAAUUACAAGAGGUGAAAGGGAACCAAGGCAGAGGAUAACAGUGAAAAUACGCAACAUGAAGAGGAGUUCAGAUCGAGACACACCUCCACGAAGCAAAAGAUCUCGCUCUAGUAUUGGAAGGUACGAUGAUAGUUCAGAUGAAAGAAUUACUCCUGAGCGGAUUCGACGACGAAGUCGAGGCAGAUCGCCGAGCCCAAGGGGUCGAUACCCCUCCGAGGGUUCCCACAGAGACGACUAUGGACGUUCAAGGGAAAUGUCUGAGAGAUCGUACCCAAGUUACAAAGUGUUAUGUGUGAGUGCUUUGCAUCCCAAAGCCAGCGACGAGGUUAUCAAGGACACAUUGUAUAGAGAAUAUAAGAAAUUUGGAGAUCUAAGUGUUCGAAUUUCUCAUGAUCUCGAUGAGAGGGUUGCAUAUGUUUGCUUUAGAAGUUCAGAUGAUGCUCGUGAUGCAAAACAUAACAAGCCUAGAAUAAUACUGUUUGAUAAAGUAGCUUUAGUUGAAGCUGUAUAUGAAAGUAGCAGGAGUUCCAGUGAUAUGUAUCGUAGGGGACCUAGUAGGCCAAGAAGUAUAAGCCCAGAUUAUGAUAGGUACUACCAUCAGCGCUCUAGGUCACCAGGCCCAGAGAGACACAGACCAAGUGAGAGUCGUUAUGAACGCUCGUAUGGACCUCCUCCAGGCCUUCCUCACCGUGAGUUUCGUAGAGAAGGACCACCACCACCACAUCAUGAAUUUAUGAGAGCUCCUGUUCAUCAUGGUCCACCUCAUGUUCCCCCAGGACCACCUCAUCAUUAUGGCCCACCAAGACAUAUUGUUCCAGGGGGUUUCAAACCCCAUCCUCAUUUUGAAAAAUUUGAUAACAAGAAAGAUAAAUUUCCAAAUUAUCUACAUCAUGUCCCACCAGAAGAUGAUCCAUUGGCAACAAGGACCUUGUUUGCUGGUAAUUUGGAAAUCAAUAUUUCAGAGGAAGAGCUUCGUAGAAUCUUUGGCCGAUAUGGUAUAGUAGAAGAUAUUGAUAUAAAGCGUCCACCUCCAGGAACAGGAAAUGCAUAUGCUUUUGUAAGAUUUCAGAAUUUAGACAUGGCUCAUCGUUCAAAAGUUGAACUUUCAGGCCAGUAUAUUGGUAAAUUUCAGUGCAAAAUUGGAUAUGGGAAAGCAACACCCACUACAAGAAUUUGGAUUGGUGGGCUUGGGCCAUGGACAUCAAUAUCCCAGUUGGAAAGAGAAUUUGACAGGUUUGGUGCUAUAAAGAAAAUUGACUAUGUAAAAGGAGACAGCUGUGCAUACAUCUUGUAUGACUCUAUUGAUGCUGCACAAGCUGCAGUUAAAGAAAUGCGUGGGUUCCCACUUGGAGGUCCAGAACACAGGCUUCGUGCUGACUUUGCAGAUGUAUUGCCAGGUGGUUUCAGUGGUUUCAAGCCACGACCUUUUCCUGAAGAUAUGGCGCCAGGUGGAGAUUUUAGGGUUAGAGUGCCAGGUCGUGAUGAUUUUGCUUAUGAACCUGGGUAUGAGCCCUGGACUGAGGGGGAAUUUUCAUAUGGUCCACCACGGGGAGGUUUCCGAGGCCGGGGGGGUGCAAUACCAUGGCAUGAUCGCAGAGGUGGUGGACGAGGUGGGUAUCGUGGAGGUGGGUAUCCUGGGGAUGCUUACAUGAGGGAGGAACCAGACUGGGUGACCAGGAGACCACCUCCUGAACUGGAGUAUGAGAUUCCACGCCCUCCAAGAAGGUCUGGUUCAGGAGAGCCAGGGGUGGAGAGGUCCAGAUCACGGUCCCCUCGCAGACACUCUGUUGAAAGUGACUCAGGUUCAGAUGGAAGACGUAAUGGGAUGCUGGGUUCUGCACGCACUCUGCCAGAACUGGCACGCAAGUGUGUUGCAGUGUGGCAGGGUGCCCUGAUACUGAAAAAUUCUCUUUUCCCAGCAAAAUUCCAUCUGACAGAUGGUGAUACAGACAUUGUGGAAGGCCUUAUGAAGGAUGAUGAAGGCAAACAUCACCUGCGUAUUACACAGAGACUGCGACUUGACCAGCCCAAACUGGAAGACGUUUCAAAACGUAUUUCUUCUUCUAGUUCCCAUGCAAUAUUCCUUGGGUUGUCAGGCUCAACAGCGUCAGUUUCCAGUGAAGAUGCUUCUGUUCAAACGCGUCCUCUGAGGAACCUGGUGUCAUAUCUGAAGCAGAAGGAAGCAGCUGGUGUUAUAUCCCUAGUGAACAAGGAUACAGAAGCCACUGGUGUUCUUUAUGCAUUUCCACCAUGUUCUUUUUCUACAGACCUCUUGAAACGAACUGCACCAAAUCUCUCUGAGGAAGGCUUGAAGGAGGAUCACUUGGUUAUAGUAGUAGUGCGUGGGGGGAGUGCUUAAUAAAGUGAGACUGCAGCUUGCUUACAAAUUGAUGUUGAUAUGUCCCAGAAAUUCACUCCUUAUCUUGUUCUAGGAUUUACUUCUCUCCAGAAUGAGGGCAUAAUUUCAGCAAUGUAAAUGUAUGGCUAGGUGUAUUAUUAUGUUUGUAGCUGUAAUACCGUUAACAAAUUGUUUCAUGUAUGCUGCAAGUGGAAGACACCCAAGCUACAGGAUUGAUUGAUGAAUGUAAUAUCUUAAGUAAAAGAAGUUUGUAUCCUUACAGGGAAUGUAUUCAGUUAUUGGCACAGUUGAAAGUUUAUUUAUGUGAUUUUUUUUUCUUACACUAAGUAGAAAAAAUGUAACAGUUUUCAUUGUCUUUACAAUUUGCUUCAGUGUUUUUUUUAAGUACAAUAAUAAUAUAUGUGAUUGUGACAAGUUAUCACUUUGAUAUGAAGACCCAGAAGUGUGUGUAUGGUGAUGUGAAGUUGAUCACACAUUUGGUGUGUUUUUAAUUGAUCAUACAUGACUUGAAACAAUUCAAAGCACUUGUUUUGCUAGUAGCAUCUCUGCUAGUAAACUGUUUCUUGAUUUUCUUCUUAACACUUGCAAUUUUGAAUUAAAAAAUGGCAUUGUAUUAGAUGUGAUUAAAAAAUUAUAAGAAAAGAUCUGCAAAGGAUGCUCUGUGGUGAUGUGCUGGUUCAAGUUAUGGUAUGGUUUAUAACUGUAAGGGACCCUCCCACUGCACAGUCCAUGGACUCAGAGACUGUGUUGUGAGUGGCGUGAUAUGUCCGGAUGGACGGACAGUGGUUCAGUAGUGAGUGAAAGUGCAGUGGGAUGGGACCUAACCUGACAGUUGUGUUUGUGUUAAGUGUUGUAAUACCAAGUUUUGUAAGUGCACAGUGUAUUAGUGUUGUGUUCGCGCCAUGUCCUGAGGGGUUAAAGAUUAAUUUUUGUAUGACAAGUGUUCAUAAUAUUUUGUUGAGUUCAUUAUUCUUUAACCCUGGACAUCUGUGUGCGGUGUGUGUGGAAUUGUGUCAAAUAGAGAAGUUCUUGCAGACAACUUGAAAAUCUAAUUAUUUACCCCAGUGCCACAUUGUUACGUGAUGGGAAGUUACAAACACAUUGUGUUUUCAAGAAAAUUUCAGUGUUUCUAAACUAACAUUUUGGAUCAAAUCAUAAUUGUGUUUGUGUAACUGUUACUGGCCAGUGUGAGUAGUGCAUUCACAUUGAAUCCAAAAUGUUACAACACUCGUCAUGUUUGUGAAUCUUCCCCCAUCAUGUGCUUUUGUUUUUCAAAGUUGCACAAUGUCUGUGAAGUAGUUUGUACCUUGAAAAAACAAGAUGUUCAGCAGUUUUCAAAAUUCAGUUCCCAGUGUUAAAAAAAAUUAUUGAAUGUGGAGCAAGAUAUGCUUCCUGUAAUGAACAGGUGACAACAAAGUUGAGAGUUCAUCAUGUGUUUUGUGAAGGCUGGUUAUGGGUGGGAACCAGAAUGACUGGCACUCAGUGCUGUAAGAAACAGUUACCAAACAGUAUUCGUUUCUGGUGCACAAAAUUAUGUUAUGCUGUUUAAAUAAUGCUUAGGUCAUUUAUUUUUCUGUUGGAAGAGAGUCUCUUGUCACCUUUGAUAUGGUUUUAGGGUAUCUGCAGAGGUGUUGAUUAUCUGUAAAGGUGUACUUCUAAAUUGUGGGUUGGGAACAGGGUUAACAACAAUGUGCUGUAGAAGAAAAGAUUCACAAUGGUUUCUUAAAUGAAGGAAAGAACAGAAACAAAAGAAAACAUGUUUUAAAAUAGAACUGGAUAAGAAGAAUGUUUGAAUAUGAGAACUGAAGUGGAUAAUGGAGAGUGCUGACUCAGCUGUUUCACCAUGAAGCAUAACAGUAGUUAGGUGGGCUAGCUCCAGGCAGGUUAAGACAGUCAUGCUGUUAGGUUGAUUAUACCAUCCUGCAGUGAGCAGAAGAGUACCUUGGUAAUGAGUGAAUACACUUCAAAGGUAGGUAUUCAUUACCUGAUGAGGGGAAGGAGGCAGUGGAGUUGUCUGAUGUGUGUCAUGACCACAUCAGUGUUAGCAGUGAGUAGGAAUGAAGUCCCUCAUUGAUGAGAUAAUACACUUAAGAGGUAGGUAUUCAGUCCCUGCUCAGGGGGAGGGAAGUGGCAUUGUAUGGCGCCCAUUUUGGCCACAUAAAUUUUAGUUUUGGUACCCAUACCAGUUGUUUCACAGUAAUCUAGUUCAUCAUUCUGAGGGAACUGCACUUUGAUUUGACGAAACACAACAGAAUGUAGGAUGAGAAGCUGUCAUGGGUCUGAUUGUGAAUUGUUUUUAUAUAGCUGUAGUUCUUAAAGUACUUUGAGGUCUUAAUGGGAGUAAAAGUAUGGACUGUGGUCUUCUGGUUUGUGACACACAAUGUAGUCUUAUAGGUGGUUGCCCGAGAGUCUUUCAUUAACUUUGGUCGUGGCGAAAGCUUCACUUUGUACAUUCCUCAGAAAUGUUGGUGUCCACCUAAAAUACUACAGUGUCAAAACCCUUAUCACAAUGGCUCUCAGUUACAGAUUAUGGUUUACUUUCCAACAUUUAUAGCAAGAGUUACUCAGUGAUUCAGUUAUGACAGUCUGGAAUAUGUCACUUGAAAUAAACCAUUAACAUGCAAUAUAUAUUUGUGUUAAAAUUGUUAGUCAUGUGAAUACAAUGUAUUAGGGACAUCACAUAUUUGGCAUGUGGCAGAUGUGACCAGGUUUCUAAUUUAACUGGAGGGUUUGGAAGAUCCAAUGACCUGUCUCAUACUUGUUGCUAUGUGUAAAUAACAUAGAUGUGGAUAAUGAGAGUCAAUUACAAAUACCAUACAGACUGAAUCUAGAACCUCCACUGACAGAAGUCAGCAUCUAACGACAUGAAUUAUGGUUUAGUCCUUUAUAUAUUUUGACAUUACCUGUAAUUCCUCUGCUUUGCUGCCAUGUCCAUAAUGUUUCUGGGGCCCAGUAUCUAGGAACAGAAUAACCAAGUAUGAAGGCAACAUCCUAGCAUUCUUUUAUGAAUCACUUCAAGCACUGUUUUCAAGUUACAAAAAAAUAUGUUACUGAUGUGUGUGGUGUUGACAGGACACACUUGUGGCUCUUGUUCCCAGACAAAUCACUUGCCCACCAUCUGUGACACAUGUAGUAGUAUGGGGUUAACAUAUCAACAGUAGACACAUGACAAUAUGGACUGCAAAUUAGGCCCUUUGGCUUCUUCUGAAGCAUCACAACACUUGGCUAGUCAAAAGUCUUGUCCCAAACAGGACCUGAAACCCUGAUCUCAUCAGGCAGCUCAAUGCCAUGCACAGCUUACUCUUUCCAUCAGUGUUGUUUAAAAUUGAAUGGGCAAGGGAUGAAGCCAUAUACUGGAAGGCACCUGUGCUGCUAAGUGAAGAAAACUUGAUGAAGAUGCAUCUCUAUGUGUGCAAAGUACCCUUAAAACAUAAUUUCAUUUUGCUUAAGAACAAAUUGCCAAGUUCCAUUCAUAUGUUUUUACACAAGGAAAAUAGGGGAAAGAAUACCCUUACCUAAAUCCAAAUUUUGCUGUAUAAUCUGUCGGAUUAGCAUGUCAGUUGCAUGGAGACUUGUAUGUUAGUGCCAACAGCUGUCCUGAAGGGACAUGAUUCCUUAAAUGGAGUUGACAUAACCUGUCCAUACUGAAGAGAACUGGGUGCAGAAGAUUUUCCUGGAAAUUUUCAGAUAUGUCCAGCCUUAACUUUUAUAUUUUUACCAUGCGUGAUUCAUAAUCAGACGUAUGGAACAAAACUGUAUCAUGGGAAAGUAAGAUUACAUACUGCAUUGCAUAUAAAGUACAUUUGUAAUACCUAGAUGCCAUGAAUGUGAUAUUUAGUAAGAAAACCAAUUUUGAAUAAAUAUAUUAGAGACUUAUUGAA
Zootermopsis nevadensis is the source of this 6404-nucleotide messenger RNA. It is a transcript of the gene nito, whose product is annotated as RNA-binding protein spenito. NCBI's taxonomy places the organism in Eukaryota, Metazoa, Arthropoda, Insecta, Blattodea, Termopsidae. Gene Ontology annotation, molecular function: RNA binding. The record is from RefSeq and is a predicted model, not a curated record.